GAGUUUUUCGCGCAUUUCAGAUGUUAUUCCAGCUGUGCUAACAAAUUGGAUCAUACGUGAACUUGUGUAUCAUCUUUGGAUUAAUAAGUGGAAUAAAUUGUGUGAAAGUGUCGAGAUGAGAAGUGAACGAUUUUGUGUUUACCAGUUAUCGCUAUAAACAUGACAAUGCCGUUGGUUUACUGGUCACUGUUGUUGUUCGCUGUGCAAGUGUAUACGUUCGAUUUCACCGCGCUGCCGAUUCACCGGGUUGUCAUCAAAGCCGGCGAGAAUAAGUCGCUGUCGUGCCCCGGCGUGAACGAGCAUUCCUUGGUGCACGCACUGGAAUGGCUCUCGGUGGCGAACAACAACCAAAAGGUUGUCGAGUACAUGAAGGACUCGACAACGGUGUGGGUGAACCAGCAUCGCAUCUCACUGCUAACGGACACGUUCGGUCUCACGUUCCAUCCGGCGAUGGCCGAAGACAGCGGCGACUACGUGUGUCUGGUGAACAGUCGGCCGAAGCCGGACGCUUUGGUGCGCCUCAUCGUACAAGAUGUGCCCGAUCCGCCUGGCCGGCCGCUCAUCAUGAGCUUUACGUCCCGCUCGGUCAACGUCUCCUGGGCACCCUCGCAAGACACCCAUCAUAGUCCGAUCACGCAUUACAUCAUACACACAAGAGUUGGAGAGGACAGCGAGUGGGAAGUCAUCGACAGCAUUCUCACGCCGAACAACGCCUCCACCUACCAAAUCACCAACCUACAUCCGUACACGGUGUACAGCUUCCGCGUGAUCGCCGUCAAUGGGAUGGGUUCCAGUGCGCCCAGUAAGGGGUCAUACUAUAUGGUUACGCUGCGCGAAGCGCCCACCGGCAAGCCGACAAUCACAACUGCUCACAACGUGUCAUCGACGGCGCUGCACAUUAGCUGGCGACCGCCACAUCGAGAUACCAUUCAUGGAGAGUUUCUCGGAUACAGGAUAUCAUAUCGGCCGCGGGAUAAGGGCGUCGACGAUGUUAAAGAAAUCUACAUCAGGGAUCCCACCGUCGAGAGCCACACCAUACAAGACCUGGAGACCUACACGCAGUAUUUGGUCUCGCUACAGGUUUUCAAUCCUGAGGGACCCGGGCCGAGCACGACCGUACUCGUGAUGACAGAUGAGGGAGUGCCAAGUAAACCCCGCAAUUUGACAGUGCUUGACAUCUCGUCUGAUCGCAUUUUUUUAACGUGGACUGAGCCCGAGAAGAAGAACGGAGCUAUCGAAGGAUAUCGAGUGUACUAUGUUCAGGGGAAUUUGACAGAUGUGCAGUCAAUUCAAGAAACAGGACCUAUUAUUCACUAUAAUCUGACUAAAUUAAGUAUGUAUUUAAAUAUCCUCUUCUAUGAAUUUAAAUUAAUUACAUAUUUCCAAUUGGAAAUGAUUGCAGAACCUAACACAGAAUAUGAAAUAUUUGUGAAAGCCUACACAUCAAAACAUGAGGGUAAUAAGUCUGAAGAAGUAUACAACAAAACAGAUAUUCCUGGACCUGGACAGCCUAAAAUUUUGAACUUGACUUGUGAACCGUCAGACACCAUCUAUAUCAAAUGGGCACGUCCGUUGAGUUACUUCCACAGUGUGGACUUCUACAACGUGUUUGUGCAUGGCGGCGCAUUUUUCGAGAACAUCAUGCUGCCGACGAGCACCGAACAUUUGGAAACUUCGUACUCGAUUAAAAAUGUCACUCCACAUACUCUGUAUGAGGUUCGAAUUCGGGCGUCCACCCGAAGCCCGAUGACUGGGAAAGUUGUCGACGGCGAGACGUCUGAUCCCAAGAUGGUGAAUAUCGUUCCUGACUGCGAUAAGUUCGAACCGAUAAUGCGACGUACACAUCAUCAACUUAGCGCGGGCAUGAUUGCUGGAGCCAUUUGCGCUGCAUUUGCUUUCUUGUUAGCUAUAUUUUCAUUCAUCAUUUGGAGGAAAUGUUUUCGUGCAUCCUAUUACUAUUUGGAUGACCCGCCAUGCUCAGUGCCAACAGCAUCCUUAGACUGGAAUGCGCCAGCAGAUGAUGGUGGCGAUUCCAAAGGCGCUAUUCCAGUGAACAUGUUCAACAAACACGUGGCUGAGUUGCAUGCCGAUGGUGAUAUUGGCUUCAGCAAGGAAUAUGAAGCUAUUCAAGCUGAGGCCAACAACGACGAGCACGCCUCAGUGAACUCUCAACUGCCCGACAACAAAAGCAAGAAUCGAUAUCUCAACAUCAUUGCAUAUGAUCACAGCCGUGUACAGUUGCUGCAAAUGCCCGGACAAAAGAAGAACGAUUACAUCAACGCGAAUUACAUCGAUGGUUUUCUCUGGUCCAAAGCGUACGUUGGCACACAAGGCCCUCUGCCAUCGACAUUCGAUUGCUUCUGGCGCAUGGUGUGGGAGCAGCGAGUGAACAUCAUUGUGAUGAUUACAAAUUUAGUUGAGCGUGGAAGGAGAAAAUGUGAUAUGUAUUGGCCCAAGGAGGGUGUAGAAACUUACGGCGUAAUCCAAGUGAAACUAGUCAAAGAGGACGUAAUGUCAACAUACACUGUGAGGACGCUGCAAAUUCGCCACCUUCGUAUCAAGAAGAAGAAGGCGGCGAUGAAUGAGAAACUAGUUUAUCAGUAUCAUUACACCAAUUGGCCCGAUCACGGCACCCCUGACCAUCCACUGCCUGUGCUGCACUUUGUCAAGAAAUCGGCGACUGCAAACCCGCCCGACGCCGGACCCAUCAUCGUGCAUUGUAGUGCAGGCGUCGGACGUACAGGCACCUACAUUGUUCUGGAUGCCAUGUUGCGUCAGAUACGCAUCCGCAGCGAAGUAAACAUAUAUGGUUUCCUGCGGCACAUUCGUACCCAGCGCAAUUUCCUCGUGCAGACAGAAGAACAAUAUAUCUUCAUUCACGACGCGCUGCUUGAGGCAAUCGAGUCUGGCGAGACGAACAUCAGCCGCGAGCAGUUCCCCAAGUACGUGCAGAUUCUGCAGGACGAGACGCUGGAGGAGAAGUGCCAGCCGUGGAAGCCGCUCGACUAUCAGUUUAAGCUUGCAACAAGCUUCCAGCCAAAGGACUUCAAUCUGGUGUCCUCUAACAAAGUGAUAAAUCAACCAAAGAACAGACGGGCGGACAUAUUGCCGGUGGAAAGUUCGCGUGUUCAUCUCACACCAAAACCCGGAGAGGACGGCUCUGAUUAUAUCAACGCUACCUGGAUACAGGGUUUCCACAGUCUUCGGGAGUUCAUCAUCACGCAGCAUCCGCUCAAGAGCACCAUAAAAGACUUUUGGCAGAUGGUCUGGGAUCAUAACGCGCAGACAGUUGUGAUGCUUAGUAUUAUCGAUAAUCAAGACUUUGAAGUAUUCUGGCCAGUUGAUCAGGAUACGAUAGACGCUGAGAACUACAAAGUGAAAUUAGUCAACGAAGUAGCACAAUCCUCUUAUGUUACCAGAGAGUUUACGAUGCAAUCGCUCCAGGACGACUAUGAGUUACACGUGCGCAUGAUCCAUAGCACAAAUUGGCCGCACUUGUGCUCCACAGCUAGCGAAAUAUUUUACUUGCCAAAUACCGUACAAAGUGCACAACUAGGGUAUCAAAAUGGACCGAUCGUAAUUGUCGACAGGUAUGGCGGCACGGAGGCAGCUGAGUUCUGCGCAUUGAGCACACUGCGCAAACAUCUGAUGUACGACAACCAUAUAGACAUUUACAUGUACACGAAACUGUUCCAUAAUCGCCGGCCGGGCAUCUGGGGUUCUGUGGACGACUAUCUGCGCAUGCAUCUUGCCCUGCAGACCCUCUGCAGUCCACCGGACGGUGCUCCCGAUCUGUAUGCGACGACGAACGGCGCUGUAAACGGUUCGCUCAGCAACGACAGCGUGCGCGUGCCGCCCGAAGAAGCUCGACUAAUACCUGUGGGCACACGCAAGUUCCAAAUCUAAUCGAAUGUUUUUUAUCUUCAAUCCAUUGUGCUCUUUUUAGUAUGACAGCGUUUACUAAACACGAGCGAUGCAAAAACGUUAGUACUUUUUAUUACAAAAUGAUCGAAAUUAAAUUAUUAAUAUCUUGUAAAUACUUUAUCACUUUUUGUACCUAUCUACUAAACGAUAAACGCGUUCAUUUUUUACCAAUAUUUAUAUACAUACAUUUAAGCUAAUUGUAUACAUACUUUUAAUUGAGAAUUGUACAUUAUUCUUAAGGAGGGCGAAAUGAUGGAAUAUUACAACGUAAUUGAAUACUGCGAAUAGUGCUAGAAUAUUAUCGCUAUGAAAUUAGUGCAAAAAAGUUGCAUGAUUUAAUGGAAUUAAACAUGUUGUAGAGUAUAUAUAAAUAUGAAACUAAAUUCGGCUCUAUAUGAUGAAACGAUAAUACGCCAAUGUACUGUACUGAGAUUUAUAUUAAUCUAUUGAAACUCUAUCAUCUGUCUAGAUAAUGUUUUAACAGAGCUAAUGAUGACGAGAUGGACACGUAGAUCAUUAAGCUAAUAUUUAAACAAAAAUGUGCUAAAAUUUAAUGAAUUUCAUUAGUAUUCAAUGCAAAUAUGUAAGAUUAACCGAUGUGCAUCACUACUAAUGGCGUAAAUGAAGACAAUGUUGGUCAUGGAUACGAAAUAAUGUGUGAAUGCAAUGUAUAAAUAUUGUAGUUAUGUGUAUAAAAGAGCUCCUAGGAUGAUGAAUUGAAGAUACUUAUACAAAAUGUGCAGUGUAGCAUAUUAAUCCAAUAUUUAUGUAACUGUAUAGACUUAGUUUUUAUAUCUACAUAAGAUUUAUUUAUAUAAAUUAUGAGUACAUCGAUUCAUGCAAAACCACCUCACCCUUAUGAAUCUGGACCAAUUUAGAAUAAUUACUUGAGUUGGAAUUCAAUUCAGAUAUACAACAAAAAUGAUUUCAACACGCAUGAAGGGCGGGUGAUUGCACACACACACAAAUAUGGUAUUCGAAUAGAAGGGUAUACAGUUAAUUAGUAGGUCUGAUGUGGUCCCAUCGGAGACAUUUGAACUGCUCAGAUAUUUUAGAAAGAACUCAUUUAUAGGAUGGAGAAAGCUCGACACGGUUCGGUGUCUGUUGAGUUGAAAUUUCGCCAUAAAUUGUCAACCUUCAGUCAUAAUUCACAAAUUGCGCACCUUGCUGAAUAUGUAGCAUCAUAUAGACAUUGUACUGCUGUUGUUUUCCGAAGAUAUUUGAUGUGCUUUUGAUAGAAUAGUAAUCCGUCCACCAGCCGACACAUUUCUCUUUCAACUCAAAAUCAACAAGUCUGAAUGCAUCUGUAACUAGCUCUAAACUAAGAAGUUAGCAAUGUUUAUCUUCGGGGGAGGCGCAUUACCAACUCACGUGUAUCGGCAUUUUCAAAUGUACAGUCGAAUACGAUACUAAUAUGUAAGCGAAUGAUUCUUGAACAAUUGUUGUUAGAGUAAGAAAAAAUGGCAGCAUGCACCGAAUCCGUAAUAUAUUAUGAAACUCUUUAAAUCCAUUCGGAACAUUUGUUUGGAUGUGUGAUAAUACAACACGUUAUUGCCGUAUUUUUAUGUUCGUUAUGUAUAUUGCCAUUAUACCCACGUAGAUGUAUAGAAGAUCUAUUACUUUACUGAUUUAUUUGAUUUUAUAUAUACAUGUGUGUUAAUACAUUAUUCUAUGCAAAAUCGACGAAAUUAGUGUAAGAGAAACAACGCGCAACAAUUGUUUUCUGUUGCAACGCGAAAUGGCAUAAAACUCAACAUGGAUGCAUACGUUGUUUCAUAUGUCUUCGCUAUCAUUUCAUUGUGAACUCUCCUAAUUUCCUGUAAUUGUCAAGUUAUAAAAUAUAAAAUGUCAAUACAAUAAAGAUGUUCAUUGUCUUUUAA
Molecule: messenger RNA, 5804 nt
Organism: Dalotia coriaria
Lineage: Eukaryota; Metazoa; Arthropoda; Insecta; Coleoptera; Staphylinidae
Gene: Ptp99A
Product: Protein tyrosine phosphatase 99A
Exons: 15
Coding region: 160-3906 (1248 amino acids)
Biological process (GO): peptidyl-tyrosine dephosphorylation involved in inactivation of protein kinase activity
Cellular component (GO): signaling receptor complex
Molecular function (GO): protein tyrosine phosphatase activity; protein binding
Source: RefSeq, a predicted model, not a curated record